GACAGAGUCACAGAGAUUCUUUUUAUUUUAUUUUCCUCUGUUAUUGUUGAUCUGUCUGUGCGAGAUUCUUCUUUUUAGAGUUCUCUGUUGAUCCAUCCAAUCGAAUCUUACGAAUUUGUAGAGUGGAGAUGAGGUCGCUUCAGACACCGGUUGUUUGCCCUAGUGUUCGUCCCAGACAAUUGAGUGUCUCUGCUUCUGCUUCACUUGUCAAGUGCUCUGUUUCCAAACCUAGGUUGCUCAGAAACCAAUUCUGGGGUGGUAAUCAGACCAGAAAUGUUAAGUCCCAGGUUGCUACAGUAAGUCUUGGGAGGUGUAAGAGUAUAAAAUGUCUUUUCAGCUCGCAUUCUGAUGGUACCGGAAGCACAGCUGAGAAUUUCAACGAGAACGAUGAUGAUUAUGUCAACUCUAGUGUACUGGAAGCUGUUGAGGUAAAGAGUGGACCAGAUGGUUUCAUGGUGAAGAUGAGGGAUGGUAGGCAACUUAGAUGUGUCCAUAACAAUCCUCAGGGAGGGAAUCUUCCAAAUUAUGCUCCACACUCUGCUAUUGUGCUCAAAAUGGAAGAUGGAACUGGUCUUCUUCUUCCUAUUAUCGUCUUGGAGAUGCCUAGUGUGUUACUCAUGGCAGCAUUGACAAAUGUUCAAAUAGCAAGACCCACUAUGUACCAAGUGGUAAAGGAGAUGGUCCAAAAAAUGGGUUACGAGGUUAGGCUUGUUAGAGUUACCACAAGAGUACACGAGGCAUAUUUUGCAGAGUUAUACCUUUCAAAGGUUGGUGGUAAUAAGUCGGAGUGUGUUAGCUUCGAUCUCCGUCCUUCAGAUGCAAUUAACAUAGCUGUUAGAUGCAAGGUACCUAUUCAAGUUAACAAGUAUCUAGCUUAUAGUGAUGGAAUGAGAGUCAUUGAUUCGGGAAAGCUAUCAAAGCAAACACCUGCUUCAGAUGGUUUAUUAUUCACCGAACUAGACAGGCCAAAUGGUCAGCCUUGUUUUGAUACAAAAGAGUUUGAUUUAUUGAGGAACAUGAUGCAAGCUGUUGAUGAAGAACGGUAUGAUGAAGCCGCUGAGUGGAGAGACAAGCUUGGCCAGUUUCAGGCAAAACGCAAAUUAAGGAAGUACACAUGACAGGUACUGUAAUACAAAGCUCAUCCAAUUGGCUUAAAUACGCAAACAGAAGUAGUAAUUAAUUUUUGUGUGUGUUUUCGGAGACCAAGCAAGGUAAUUGAUAUUAGGAUGAUUUUAAGUAAAUAAUAAAGAAGCCAUUGCUACCAGAAGUUUGAGAUCAAGUGGGUGGGAGAAAGGCUUCCACAAAAACAAAAAAUAUCUCUCUGGUAUGAUGGAGACUGGAGAGAGAUUGUAAAAUACUUUUCUCUAUGACUCUAUCUACACUUGUGCACGUACUGGUUGUUUAGUUAAUAAUUCUCAUGACAACGGACAAAAAUGUAUGUAGCGUGAUCGUGAUGUGUACAUAUUUUAUUACAUUAUUGAUCUUCUAAAAUA
Messenger RNA from Camelina sativa (false flax), 1493 nucleotides. NCBI's taxonomy places the organism in Eukaryota, Viridiplantae, Streptophyta, Magnoliopsida, Brassicales, Brassicaceae. The record is from RefSeq and is a predicted model, not a curated record.